AUGUCGUUCCGUGUGCUUGACUUGACAAAGCCGUUUUCGCCGUUUGUGCCCGAGGUGAUCGCUCCCGAGCGCAAGGUGCUGUUCCAGCAGAAAGUGAUGUGGACGGGGGUGACGUUGUUGAUCUUCUUGGUAAUGCUGGAGAUCCCCCUUUACGGGAUCGCCCUGAGCGACUCGCUGGACCCGUUGUACUGGUUGAGAAUGAUGCUUGCCCUGAACCGGGGGACGUUGAUGGAGUUGGGGAUCUCCCCCAUUGUGUCGGCGGGGAUGGUGUUCCAAUUGUUGCAGGGGACUAAGAUCAUCCAGGUCGACAUGCUGGACAAGCACGAGCGCGAGCACUUCCAGGCGGCGCAGAAGUUGUUUGCCAUCUUGUUGGCGGUGGGCCAGGCGACCGUGUACGUGUUGACGGGGAUGUACGGCCCCCCGAGACAAUUGGGCAUUGCCGUGUGCCUUUUGCUUAUUUUGCAAUUGGUGUUUGCCGGGGUUGUUGUUAUCCUUUUGGACGAAUUGUUGCAAAAAGGUUACGGUUUGGGGCUGGGUAUCUCCCUCUUCACCGCCACCAACGUGUGUGAACAAGUGUUCUGGAAGGCGUUUGCCCCCACCACCUUCAACUCUGGCCGGGGUGCUCAAUUCGACGGCGCCGUCGUCGAAAUGUUCCACUUGUUGGGCUCGGGCAAGGACAAGAAGCGCGCCCUUUUGGAAGCGUUCUACCGCCCCAACGCCCCCAACAUGUUCCAGUUGCUCGCCACCAUCGUCGUGUUCUUCCUUGUGGUGUACCUCCAAGGGUUCCGUGUCGAAUUGCCCGUGAAGCUGACCCGCCAACGUGGUCCUCACGGCUCGUACCCCAUCCGGUUGUUCUACACUUCUAACAUCCCCAUCAUGCUCCAGCUGGCGUUGCUGCUGAACAUCUUCAUCGUGUCGCAGAUGUUGUUCAUGAAGUGGCCCAAGAACAUCUUCGUCAAGUUGUUGGGUACCUACGACGUCCGUCCCGGCCAAUCGCAAUUGUUUGCCGUUGGCGGGUUGGCCUACUACAUCCAGCCGCCGAUGUCGUUGACUGAGGCGUUGAUGGACCCGAUCAAGACUUUGAUCUACGUCGCCUACGUCCUCGGGUCGUGUGCGGUGUUCCUGACCACCUGGAUCGAGAUUGCCGGCUCGUCGCCCAAGGACGUCGCCAAGCAGUUCAAGGACCAAGGGCUCGUCAUUGCUGGCCACCGUGACGUGUCGGUGUACCGCGAGUUGAAGCGGAUCAUCCCCACCGCCGCCGCCUUCGGUGGUGCCACCAUCGGCGCGUUGUCGGUGGCGUGCGACUUGAUGGGUACUUUGGGUUCGGGGACGCUGAUCUUGUUGGCGUGCACCACCAUCUACGGCUACUACGAGUUGGCGGCCAAGGAAGGCGGUUUCGCCAAGUCGAUCGUUCCCGGUUUCGCCGACGGUAUCUAG
This is a messenger RNA of Diutina rugosa, 1437 nucleotides long. RefSeq names its product translocon subunit (gene SEC61). Gene Ontology annotation, molecular function: transmembrane protein transporter activity; ribosome binding; signal sequence receptor activity. Lineage: Eukaryota; Fungi; Ascomycota; Pichiomycetes; Serinales; Debaryomycetaceae. The record is from RefSeq and is a predicted model, not a curated record. The transcript has a single exon. Gene Ontology annotation, biological process: SRP-dependent cotranslational protein targeting to membrane, translocation; post-translational protein targeting to membrane, translocation. Gene Ontology annotation, cellular component: Sec61 translocon complex; membrane. The coding region runs from base 1 to 1437 and encodes 478 amino acids.